AUGGCCAGCACAGUUGAUUCCACCAGGGUGCGCGAGCACAGCGAAGAGAACGAGCCUCUUUUUGAGGAGAAGCUUGAUCGUCUGGCCAAAAUGGUAAGGCGGAGCCGGUACACCGUGUUCUUCACCGGCGCAGGAGUGUCGACCUCGGCCGGCGUGGGCGACUACCGAGGUCCCGAAGGCGCCUGGACUCGCCGCAAGAUCAAGCAGCUCGAGGCCCUCGGCCCGCUACGUUCGGUCGAGGACGAGAGCGAGCUGCGCAAGCUCAAGGAGGAGGCCGCGCGUGCAGAGAAGAAGGCCAAGGCGCGGGUGGACAUGUGCGACGCCCAGCCGACGCCCUCGCACAUGGCCAUGGCCACACUCCUGCGCCUCGGCCUCGCGCACUACGUCAUCACCACCAACCUCGACGGCAUAUUCAGGAAGGCGGGGCUGCAGGCCCACGAACAGCUGUGUUGCCUGCACGGCGACAUCUACGUCGAGCGGUGCACCAGCUGCGACUACGACUUUGAGCGCAACUACCAUGUGCGCCAGCCCGAGGUGCACGUGCACGACCACAAGGUCGGCACCUGCGCCCGGUGCGGCAGCGCGCCGCCGGCGCACUACACCGGCACGCCGGGCAACCUCAAGAUGCAGAACGGCCGCUGGGGCGGACGCAUGGUGGGCACCCGCGACCGCAACUGCGGCACCAAGGACACCCACAUCAACUUUGGCGAGCUGCUCGACGAGGUGGACUGGACCGAGGCCGACACCCACUGCCGCCGGGCCGACCUGUGCAUCAUCGCCGGCACGUCCAUGUCCCUGCGCCACAUCACCCACUUCCCCUUCCUGGCGCGUCGGGUCGUGUUGGUCAACCUCCAGCCCACGCCCGACGACCACAAGGUCGCCCUGCGCCUGUGGGCCAAGUGCGACCCCGUGUUCGAGGGACUGAUGGCGCGCCUGGGCCUCGCCAUCGACCCUAUCCCGCCCUGGCGGCCCCGCGACGCCCUGCCACUCGACCGGCUCCCGGCCUACGUGCACCCCUACUACAAGAUGAAGGCACAGCUGCUCGAACAGAUGGCCCUGCUGCGUGAAGCCGAGGCAGAGGACAGAAGAAGGGAGCAGGAGCAGCAGCAGCAAGAAGAAGAAGGUGAAAAGGAGGUGGUCGGACGCGGGUAUCAGCCGAUGAGGUGA
Molecule: messenger RNA, 1167 nt
Organism: Acanthamoeba castellanii str. Neff
Lineage: Eukaryota; Discosea; Longamoebia; Acanthamoebidae
Product: transcriptional regulator, Sir2 family protein
Exons: 2
Coding region: 1-1167 (388 amino acids)
Molecular function (GO): NAD+ binding
Source: RefSeq, a predicted model, not a curated record